Messenger RNA from Cladocopium goreaui, 12783 nucleotides. The record is from the annotation of a GenBank genome assembly. Lineage: Eukaryota; Dinophyceae; Suessiales; Symbiodiniaceae.
GUCGGACUCGUACUAACAACACUUUAGCUGGACAUCAGCUGAACUGCCAUGUACUCCCGAGAGGAUAUCAACGUGGGCAAGCUUCUGAAGAGGUUGCCAAAGGCAAUUCGGAGCAAAGUCCUGGCGAAGGAGUUCUUGGAUGAGUGCUGGACUAUUUUCAAGAAGUACGACGUCUUUCAGAGUGAGAAGCUUGAAGGCUGUAAUCUGUGGAAGGCAUUGUUGGAGGCUUUGCCCGAGGCGUUUUCUCAGGCGAUCCUCAAGAACCAGUAUGGUUGGUCUCUUCAACAAGAUUCUGUCUAUGCCUUCACUGGCUGUGGACGUGACGGUGAGCCUGCCAUCUCCUUCAUUAAGUUUCCCGAGUACGUCAAGUUCACGCUGGCCUUGAUCCUGCACAAAUAUAGCGCCAACGCCAAUGUCUUGGACUGCAAGAUGGCUCUGAAGGCUCAGGAGAUGGACCACAGCAAACGCAAGACCAAGGUGGUCGCAAGUUUGGGUCCCGCCUCUUGGAGUGAGGAGAUGAUCCCCAAGAUGAUCGAAGCAGGCACUGACAUUUUCCGUUUGAACUGCUCCCAUCGUCGUGGUGGUGAUUUUGAGCGCGUCUAUCCACUGAUUAGGAAGUAUUCCAAGAUGCUGGGCCGUCGAGUGGAAGUCUUGGGAGACCUGCAGGGCCCCAAGUUCCGCGUGGGCGAGUUGGAGGGCGAGCCGGUGAUGUUGAAGGAAGGUGAAAUUGUGGAGUUUGGCAUUUGCAAGGAUGACAAUGACCUCAUCAAAGCGGGUCGUAUCACCAUGAAGCCCACGACUGAACAACUGGCCCUGGUAAAGGCCUGCAAGGUCGGAAUCGAUUUGCUCAUUGAGGACGGCAUCAUGAAGGUGAAUGUCGUUGAGAAGCUCUCCGACACGGAGUUGAAGGUGAAGAUCAUCCGUGGAGGAAAGCUGAAGGCACGCAAGGGCGUGAACGUGCCGGACUGCGAGAUUGACUGUGCGGCGCUGACCACCAAGGACAUUGAAGAUGCCGAGUAUUUACUGCAACUGGACCCACCGGUGGAAUAUAUUUGUGUGUCCUUUGCACAAAAGGGGCAGGACCUGCAGGAGCUCAUCGACAUCAUGGACCGCCUGAAGAUCCCAGCAGACAAGCGACCGAAGAUUUGCCCAAAGAUUGAGAAGCCGCAAGCCCUCACCAACAUUGAGGGUAUCAUUGAGAAGUCUCAAGCAUUGAUGGUUGCGAGGGGUGACCUGGGCGUCGAGCUGGAACUGGAGCGUGUGCCCUUCGCGCAGAAGUUGCUCAUCGCCCGAGCCAAGAAGGCUGGCCUGUUCGUCAUCAAUGCCACGCAGAUGGUGGAGAGCAUGAUCGAAAAUCCGGUCCCCACGCGUGCGGAAGUCACAGACCUGCAGAACGCAGUGUUCGACGGCGCGGAUGCGGUGAUGCUCAGUGGCGAGGCGGCCAGUGGCAAAUAUCCCUGCGAGUCGGUGAUGGCGGAGGCAGAUGCUGCUUUGGAGGCUGAAGCCGUCCGUGACUUCCUGAAACCACAGGUUCCAGAUGGUUCCGUGGUGGAUGAGGCGAACAAACCUCGAGAAUUGGACGACAGUAAGAGGCAGAUCCAAGUGGUGGCAUCUUUGGGUCCUGCCUCGUGGAGUGAGGAGAUGAUUCCAAAGAUGAUCGAAGCAGGAACGAACAUCUUCAGGUUGAACUGCUCUCACCGCCGCGGGGGCGACUUCGAGCGGGUCUACCCGCUGAUCCGAAAAUAUGCCAAGGAGAUGGGCAAGAAGGUGGAAUGCCUCGGUGACUUGCAGGGUCCCAAGUUCCGCGUGGGUGAGCUGGCGGGGGAGCCCGUGCAGUUGAACAAUGGCGACAUCUUGGAGUUUGGUAUCUCUAAAGAUGACCAGGACCUGAUUCGCCCGGGGCGUAUCACUAUGAAACCCACCAUCGAGCAGAAUGCCUUGGUGAAAGCCUGCAAGCCGGGCACACCUUUGCUGCUGGAAGAUGGCAUCAUGGAGGUGAAAGUUAUCGAGAAAUGCUCAGAGACCGAGCUGAAGGUUGUUGUGACUCGUGGUGGCAAGUUGAAGGCGAGAAAAGGUGUCAACGUGCCUGAUGUGGAGAUUGACUGCGCUGCAUUGACCGAGAAAGACAUUGAGGAUGCAGAGUAUUUGUUACAGCUGGAGCCUCCAGUCGAAUACAUUUGCGUUUCCUUCGCCCAGAAAGGUCAAGACCUACAAGAGCUGAUCGACAUCAUGGACCGGCUCAAGGUCCCCCAGGAGAAACGACCCAAGAUCUGCCCGAAGAUCGAGAAACCUCAGGCCUUCACCAACAUCGAGGGCAUCAUCGCCAAGUCCCAAGCCCUCAUGGUGGCGCGCGGCGACCUGGGCGUGGAGCUGGGCCUGAACCGCGUGCCCUUCGCGCAGAAGCUGUUGAUCCAGAGAGCCAAACAGGCCGGACUUUUUGUAAUCACAGCUACGCAGAUGGUUGAGAGCAUGAUUGAGAACCCUGUGCCAACACGAGCAGAAGUCUCCGAUUUGAUGAACGCCGUCUGGGACGGCACCGAUGCCGUGAUGCUCAGUGGCGAGGCGGCCACCGGCAAGUUCCCAUGUGAGGCGGUCAUGGCGGAGGCCUCCGCCGCGCGCGAGGCCAGGAGAAAGGCUGGACAAGAUCAUUGGCUGGGAUUGGAGGUGAACGCCAUCCUGGAGCUCAGCCUGUAUGACGACCGUGGUGGACAACAAGGUCGGGGACUGCUUGUGCUUACCGGACGUGGCAUGGAGGACAAUGAGAAGGAAGGUCAGACAUGGAUUGGAUGGUUCCUUGCCGUGGAGGACGAUUACUACGCAUGGUGGGUGUCAAAUCACUACCCGGUGAAAUCGAUUCCAUUCCAUUUUUGUGCCAUACAGGCCCACCGGUGCUCAGUCCCCACACUAUACAGGGAGCCGAUCCAUGUUGACGUCUUUCGAGUUCUUCCUGGGGACUCCUACCAGGAUUUGAAAUGGAUGGAUGAUGCAAAGAAGGCGCAGGCAAAGAGUCUGCUUGAGGAACGGCGGAGGGCACAUCUUGGGUCUGGGAAUGCUGCCCCCCAGUCUUUGGGGGAAGGCGAGCUCAGGCCUGGGGGUGCUGACGGUGCACAAGUUGAAGUAGGUCCUGAGGGGAUUGCAGGCUUGGCUCAGGCCCUAGGUGGAGAAGGCCACCCUCCGGAGAAGUUGGCCGCACAGCCAGAGCGGAAAAGGCAGAGGAGAGAAGUGGUGGACACUGACAAGAAGCCUGAUGAUGUCAAGCAGGGCUUGGAUGAAGUUCUCAGCAAGCGGAAGGCCCCAGUGCCAGCUGGAAGUGCUCUCAAGAUGACGAAAGGUGACAAAAAGAAGAAGAAGUCAAAGAAGAGGAGUGACAAAAAGAAGAAAAGGGAAAGGAAUGACAAGAAAGAUGGCUCUAGUGGCACUUCCUCGGAUGAGGAUACAAGCAGCUCUGAGGAUUCGCUUUUUCGAUUGGCCGCCCUGCCAGAAGGAGUAGAUCGCCUGCACCGGCUUCAUCAGGAAAGACCGGGUGCUUUGGGGAACUUGACUUUACGUCGGUUUCAGGAGCUACUCAACCGCUCGACAGGCGGGGGAUCGGCCACUCAGGAGCAAGACUUGCCGCCAGUGGCAAGAGCCUACCUGAGUCAGAUAUACCUGACCAGGAACUCGGAGAGCGCAAUCGGCCUGCGGAACUUGCGAGAGUUACGAACUCUGGCGACCCUUGCGGACAUGAUCGCCAGCAACGAUGCUCUCAGAGCAUUGGACGUGGCCCUCCAGCGGAUGAAGGCAAUCGAGUUGUUCAUCAGUCAGGGGCAAUGGUCCCAGGCCAACCUGCUCGAGCUGAUUCUUCCGGAGGACGAGCAGAGAGCUUGGUUCCGUCAGGAAUUAAAAGCAGCCCAGCCGGAGCACAAGAGCGAAAUGCGGAACCGGGAAGGGCCGGAAGGGCCGAGGAAAAGGAAAGAAAGGAGGCAAGAGAUGGUGAUUGAGGAGAGGAACCCAAUUGGCCUCAGCUACCCUGCUUUGGAAAGAGCGAUGCGAGAGAAUGAGAUUUCCGAGGAGACAGCAGUCAAGGUGAGGGAGCUCCUACUUGAUGAAGAGGUCAUCGGACUCCAUCAGCUCCUACAGAAGUCAGUGAAAGCCAGUCCCAACUGGGUGAAAAUUGAGUUCAGAUUCUUUGAGAUCCUUGCAGAUGUCGCUGGUGACCCGCCCAGUGUUGUCAAGAAGCGGUUGCAGGAGCAUUGCAGCUUUAUUGAAGCGGAAAGGAAUCCAUCCGCCUCGCCAGCCCUAUCUACCCUUCUGGGAGUUGGCAGCCUUCCACUUGGGGUUGAUCCUCGGGUGGGAGAAGGCCGGCUCCUGAGGGUUGAACAGGGGGUCGAAGUGAGAGCGGCAGAGGUUGAAUGGAAAAAGGAGGAUGGUGUGUUUGUGGGGGCGCCCCACAGAGAGCAUGGUUGCACCAUCUAUCACAAGGACUUUGUGAGCCAGCUUGGGCACGAGGCAGUCAGGCAAUCAUUGUCCGGCCAGAAGCUCUAUGUUGCGCCCAAUGAUGUGGAGGGGGCCUUGUGGUUGAUCCGUGAGUUCAAACUUGGUAAAGGACAGCACCUGAGCGUUGAGGGUUGGAGGCAGAGAAUGGAACGAGGCUGCUCUCGUGAGAUGUCGUUGAGUCUGACUGGGGUGGUGUUGAAGCUUGGAAUCAUGGAUCGCCCCGGUGAGCUUGGGAACUUUGCUCGAGCUCUUUCUUGCUGUGCUCUGGAGACUUUUCAGCGACAGCCUGCAGAGCUCCUCCCUCUACCUCUGCCCGAGAUGAACGAUGAGGAGCGUUCAAUUGAGGAAGCUGUCCAUAGAUGCAUGAAAGGAGAUGACGAUGUUGGUGGUGCAAGAUGGAUUGAAUUGAGAAAAGAGACGGAGAAAAUUGGAAGAAAAGUAUGGACAUGUUUGCAAUGCUUGGUGGUCAACUUUCUUUACUCCCAAGGGAGUGGUCACCGCAUGUUGACGGAAGGGAUGCUUCACAGCAGAACACCAACAAAAGCUCAGCAGGAAGCCUUGGGACGAUUUUCUGAGAUGAGCCGGAAGUGGCUGGAGGAGGAUACCGGUGACAGUGUGAAGGCAGAUACAUGGGAAAAUUGUUCAGAAGGCCUGGGAGACAUGUACACAGGGCCGAACAUUGGCAAAUCGUACCCCCUCACGCUGGAGGCGAUUCUGCCUACAACCCCGGGCUCAGGAGAGGCUGCUCGCAUCCCUAUGGUUGAUGUGGUCAGUGACAGCGUGAAGCCCUAUGUGGAAUCUCCGGAAAGUCUCCUGAUCCCUGAGGAGGAGUUGGUGGCUCCCCGCAUCUCAGCGGCCGUGCAGGUGACUUCUCAGCAGGAGUGGAACAAGGUUGUGAGCCACCUUGUGGAUGCAGGAAUGCUGGAAAGAGAAGUAAAAGAGGAGACAUUGAGAUACAAGGAUCAGCCUGUGAGAAAUGGAGCCUUUGGAGUGCAUAAGGCCUGGGUUCUGAAGGAAGAUGGAAGCUGGCUGCGGACCCUGCGGCUCAUCAUCAACAUGAUCCCGGCCAACAGCUUUCAAAGGAGGAUGCCGGUACGCUUGUUCACGUUGAACAAGAAGGCGGCUGGUGAGUGCUUCAAAGAUGGAAAUGAUCAGAUGAGCUAUCCACGGGUGAAGAGCGCACCAAUGGGUUGGAACAAUGUGGUUGACUUCAUCCAAGAUGGGUUUGAAAACAUGGCAAGGGAAGCAGGGCUGCCUCCAAACCAGAUCAUCAGGAUGGGAGAGCCAAGUCCAUUGGUGCCAUUGGAAACCCCCAGGAGUUUCUUUUCGUUCUAUGUGGACAACUUUGAUCAGUUGAAGCUGGUCUGGCGGACAGACCAAGGUCUCUAUGAGGGGUUCCCAAGUGAGGAACAACUGAAGUUGAGGGAGAAGAUGAAUCAGCUGACAGUUGGACGGGAUCCAAAGAAAGCUGCUGAGGGAACAAUUUCAUGGAGCAGUCUGGGAGCCGAAAUUGCUGGAAAGGAAGGUUGGGUUGGCAGUGCACGAAGCUUCCGAAAAGCGUUGCUGGGUGCAAACCUUGGGCUGCUGGUCGGGGGGAGGCUCUAUGUGGAAAUGAAUCAGGAGAAGCCACGCAUCAUGACAGAGCAGGCAAAAGAUGAGCUUCUGCUUUUGAGUUGUGAGCUGCCUAUGCACUGGCUUGACCUGCGAUUGAAGGUGUCGGGUCAAGUGUAUGCUACGGAUGCCAGUCCUGAGGGUGGCGGAGCUUGUAGUAGCACCUCGCUGAGCCCUUGGGGCAAUGCCCGCCUCCAGAGCAUGUCGCAUGAAACUGAAGGUCUAGAAGGAGGCGGCACCCGCAACGCCUUGGUAGUGGAAUGUUUCGCGGGCAUGGGUGGCCUCAAGCAGGCCCUGGAUCUCCUGGGUUUCGAGCCAGCAGGGGUGAUUGCCAUUGACAAUUCCCCGGAGUGCAGUCGGAUUUACCGGCAGCACUGCCGCCAUGCCAUUUGGAUCCAGGACAUUACAACGAUCACUGAGGCACAGGUGAUAGAAUGGCGGAGGAGAUUCCCAAAAGUCACACAAGUCAUCUUGGCUGGAGGAUGGCCCUGUGUAAACCAUUCCCUGUUGAAUGUGCACCGGCAGGGUGCAGAAGGUGCUACGAGCAAGCUUCUUGACGGCAUGCUCCAAAUUCGGCAAUGGCUCAAAGAAUGCAGCAGGAAGCUCAACCUGCCUGAGUGGAAACUGGUGGAGAUGUACGAGAAUGUUGUCAUGGAUGAUGGGGACUUCAAGGUGCAGACGAAGAAGAUAGGCUUCCUUCCAUACUUCAUGGAAGCGGCUCAGCUGGGCCGCUGUAGGCGACCACGCCUCUAUUGGCUGUCAGGAGUGGACAUCAUUCCUGGAGAUGACUUGAAGGUUUUGCAGAGGGUCAUUAUGCGAGGACAUGAAUAUCAUGUCAAGGAAGUCAGAGUGGAUACAGAAAGGCCGCCUCUGGAGUGGUUCCUGGAGAAGGGUGCUUCCAAAAUGAAAGGCCCUGAAGACCCUUUCGCAACCUUCACGAGGCCAAUUCCACGUCAAUCUCCUCCGGACAGCCCUGCUGGGCUGGACCAGGCCUCAGAACGAGCGAAGAAAAGAUGGCAAGGAGACAGCUUCCGGCUGCAGGUGUAUCAGUAUGAAGAGCGGAACCUGGUGGUUGACAAGAACGGCCCUCGUCGCCCCCUUCCCGAAGAACAACUUCGAAUGAUGGGGUUCUGCUCGAACCAUCUGACAGCCAAGAAUCGUUUGAGCAAUGAUCUGAAGGGGCAAAUGAUUGGCAAUAGCUUCUCUGCCAUCUCAGUCGCCCGUCUCCUAGUUGGACUGGUUGCUACACCAGAACAAUGCAAGAACAAAGAUGUGACCUUGCUGCUAUGGCAGGUCUGGCAGCAAAAGGAGCAAAAAGCCCGGCAAGAGGAUAAGCCUUGGAAGAUAAGGUUUUCAAGCGUGGCUGCAGGGGCACCCGGGGCGGUGAGUCUCGUUCACGAGAUCUUGCCGUCACCUGUCGCUCCGUUGCGGUCGCUCAUUGACCCACAAGGAUGGCUGACCGAUGAGGAGGCCUUGAGCUACCUCCUGGCCCGAAAUGGAACUCAUCGCAAUGCCGAAAUCAGGGUCGAUUUGGGAAUGCCCUAUGCUGUUGGCGAACUUUGUCGACAGAGCGUGGAUCCCACACAUUGGGUGUGGAAAGUGCUCCUGUCAUACGCCUGGAAGGAAAAAGGGCAGCACAUCAACGUCUUGGAGUUGGUGGCUGUCCUCGACCUGCUCCGGCGUCAAGCUCGAGAUCCAAAGUUUCACAGCCUCAAGAUGUUGACCCUGGUGGAUAAUCAGGUGGCACUGAGCUGCAUCUCUAAGGGACGCAGUUCCGCCCGAGCACUCCAAGGUGAGCUUUUCUUUGCUCGAAAAGGCGACUUCACAUGGAAUUCUGCUAAGACCCGUGCUGUCUGGUCUCUUCCGCUUACCAAAAGUGGGCAGCGAGUGGGAGCACAUGAGUCUUUGGUCAUUGAUGACCCCUGGUUGGUAACUGCUUUGGCAAACUACCUGCGUGCUUUGGCCCCUGGUGACUAUUUGCGAACAGCCAUCCCAUCUCUCCUGUGGCAAAUUGGCUUGCCUCCACGUCCCCUGCCGCCACCCAGGGACUUGGACACCGGUGUCAGGGUGCUUCUUUUUCUUGUCGGUAAGGCCAUCGACAGCAAGCUGCCGCUGCGUCCGCCCCGCGCCUUGAAUUGCGGCAUGGCGCUGAAGCGUCAGGAGACGGACCACAACAAGAGGAAGACCAAGGUGGUCGCCAGCCUGGGCCCUGCUUCUUGGAGUGAGGAAAUGAUCCCCAAGAUGAUCCAGGCAGGUGCCGACAUCUUCCGCUUGAACUGCUCCCACCGCCGCGGCGGCGACUUUGAGCGAGUCUACCCGCUGAUUCGUCAGUCGGCCAAGGAACUUGGAAAGAAGGUGGAGUGUUUGGGUGACCUGCAGGGUCCCAAGUUCCGUGUGGGCGAGCUGGCCGCGGAGCCCAUCCCACUGAAAGAUGGCGAUGUCUUGGAGUUCGGGAUCUGCAAGGACGACAAUGACCUCAUCAAACCAGGGCGAAUUACCAUGAAACCAACGAUCGAGCAAAAUGCCUUGGUGAAGGCAUGCACGGUCGGCACCCCCUUGCUGUUGGAAGAUGGCAUCAUGGAAGUGAAGGUCACGGAAAAGAUCAGUGACACCGAGCUCAAAGUCAGAGUGGUGCGCGGUGGCAAGCUGAAGGCACGCAAGGGUGUGAACGUUCCAACGGUGCAGAUUGACUGCGCUGCGCUAACGGAGAAGGAUGUUGAGGACGCUGAGUUCUUGCUGCAGCUGGACCCGCCCAUCGAGUACAUUUGCGUGUCCUUCGUGCAGAAAGGGCAAGAUCUUCAGGAGCUCAUUGACAUCAUGGAUCGCUUGCAGAUUCCUCAGGAACGCCGACCAAAGAUUUGCCCAAAGAUCGAAAAACCUCAGGCGCUCACCAACAUUGAGGGCAUCAUCGCGAAGUCGCAGGCCCUGAUGGUGGCACGUGGAGAUUUGGGUGUGGAGUUGGAGUUGGAACGCGUGCCAUUCGCGCAGAAGCUGCUCAUCAGGAGAGCCAAGGAUGCUGGUCUCUUCGUGAUCAAUGCCACACAGAUGGUGGAGAGCAUGAUUGAGCAACCCAUCCCGACCCGCGCCGAAGUGUCGGACCUGCAAAACGCCGUGUGGGACGGUGCUGAUGCGGUGAUGCUCAGUGGCGAGGCGGCCAGUGGCAGAUACCCAUGUGAAUCCGUCAUGGCGGAGGCGGAUGCGGCCUUGGAGGCGGAGUCGGUGAAGCACCUCUUGGUACCGCAGGUCUUUGACGACUACGUAGUGGAUGAAGCCAACAAGCCGCGUGAGUUGGACGACAGCAAGAGAAGGACCAAGGUGGUGGCAAGUCUAGGCCCAUCCUCUUGGAGUGAUGACAUGAUCCAGAAGAUGAUCCUGGCGGGCACAGACAUUUUCCGUCUCAACUGCUCCCAUCGAAGAGGUGGUGACUUCGAGCGAGUUUACCCUUUGAUUCGCAAGCACUCCAAGGAGCUGGGUGUGAACGUGGCAUGCCUGGGCGACUUGCAGGGCCCAAAGUUCCGCGUGGGUGAGUUGGCAGCUGAUCCCAUUCCCUUGAAGAAUGGUGACGUUUUGGAGUUCGGAAUUUGCAAGGACGACAACGACACGAUCAAACCAGGGCGCAUCACCAUGAAACCUACCAUCGAGCAGAAUGCCCUUGUGGAGGCGUGCAAGGUGGGUACAGUGCUGCUGAUUGAAGAUGGAUUGAUGGAGGUCAAGGUCACGGAGAAGAUCUCCAGCACGGAGCUGAAGGUGGAAGUCAUCCGAGGUGGCAAAUUGAAGGCGCGUAAGGGCGUCAACGUCCCGGAUCUGGAGAUUGACUGCGCUGCCCUGACUUCAAAGGAGAGCCGGGACAUUGAGGAUGCGGAGUUCCUCCUCCAAUUGGACCCACCCAUUGAGUACAUUUGCGUGUCCUUCGUGCAGAAGGGUCAGGAUUUGCAGGAACUCAUUGAUAUCAUGGAUCGUUUGAAGAUUCCGGCCGAGCGGAGACCUAAGAUUUGCCCCAAGAUCGAGAAGCCACAGGCCCUGACCAACAUCGAUGGCAUCAUUGCCAAGUCCCAAGCCCUCAUGGUGGCCAGGGGCGACCUGGGCGUGGAGCUGGGCCUGAACCGCGUGCCCUUCGCGCAGAAGCUGCUGAUCGCACGUGCCAAGCAAGCGGGGCUCUUUGUGAUCAACGCCACCCAAGUGGUGGAGAGCAUGAUCAACAACCCAGUGCCCACUCGCGCGGAAGUCAGCGAUGUUUGCAAUGCAGUGUGGGAUGGUGCGGAUGCAGUCAUGCUGUCCGGAGAAGCAGCCAGUGGCAACUUCCCUCUGGAGGCGGUCAUGGCCGAAGCUAGCGCCGCACGUGAAGCCGAGUCUGUGAAGCACCGGCUGCGACGGGCAUGUCCACCUGUGGAGUCAGGCGACGUUGCCCCUCCCAUGCUGCAUGUGAACAUGGGCAACAAGAAGCAGGAAACCAACGACUCCUUGAGGAAGACCAAGGUGGUCGCCUCCUUGGGCCCGGCCUCCUGGAGUGAGGAGAUGAUUCCUAAGAUGGUGGCUGCUGGCACAGACAUCUUCCGCCUGAACUGCUCCCACCGCCGUGGCGGUGAUUUUGAGCGCGUCUAUCCACUGAUCCGCAAGGCGGCGCAAGAGCUUGGCAGAAAGGUGGAAUGCCUGGGCGACCUGCAAGGUCCCAAAUUCCGCGUAGGAGAGUUGGCUGCAGAUCCCAUCGAGUUGAAGAAUGGCGAUGUCUUGGAGUUUGGCAUUUGCAAAGAUGACAACGACAACAUCCGAGAAGGCCGCAUCACCAUGAAGCCAACGAUCGAGCAGAAGGCCCUGAUUGCUGCCUCCAAACCCGGUAUCGAUCUUCUCCUCGAGGAUGGCAUCAUGAAGGUGAACGUGGUGGAAAAGUUGAGCGACACCGAGCUGAAGGUGAAGGUUGUGCGAGGUGGCAAGCUGAAGGCUCGCAAGGGUGUGAACGUCCCGGAUGUGGAGAUCGACUGCGCAGCGCUCACAGCCAAGGACAUUGAGGAUGCGGAGUUCCUCCUCCAAUUGGACCCACCCAUUGAGUACAUUUGCGUGUCGUUCGUGCAGAAGGGUCAGGAUUUGCAGGAGUUGAUCGACAUCAUGGACCGCCUGAAGAUUCCUCAGGAGAGGCGCCCGAAGAUUUGCCCCAAAAUCGAGAAGCCGCAGGCCCUAAGCAACAUCGAUGGCAUCAUCGCCAAGUCUCAAGCCCUGAUGGUGGCGCGCGGAGAUUUGGGUGUGGAGCUGGAGUUGGAACGCGUGCCCUUCGCGCAGAAGCUGCUGAUCCGCAAAGCCAAGGAUGCCGGGCUCUUUGUGAUCAAUGCCACCCAGAUGGUGGAGAGCAUGAUCGAGAAUCCCGUCCCGACACGGGCAGAAGCCACUCGACGCCUAAGCCAAGCAGUUAGCGACUUGCAGAACGCCAUUUGGGAUGGUGCAGAUGCUGUGAUGCUCAGUGGUGAGGCCGCCAGCGGCAAGUUCCCCUGCGAGGCCGUCAUGGCCGAGGCCUCGGCGGCCUUGGAGGCCGAGAGCGUCAAAGACCUGCUCCAGCCGCGUUUGGGCGUGGACUACUUCUGUGACGAGGGAAACAAACCCAGGGAGAUGGAUGAUUCCAAGCGCCGCACAAAGGUCGUGGCCAGCUUGGGUCCUGCAUCCUGGAGCGAGGAGAUGAUUCCCAAGAUGAUCGCAGCGGGCACCGACAUCUUCCGCCUGAACUGCUCCCACCGCCGGGGCGGCGACUUUGAGCGCGUCUAUCCGCUGAUCCGCAAGACAGCGGCAGAGAUGGGCAAGAAGGUGGAAUGCCUGGGAGACCUCCAGGGUCCCAAGUUCCGUGUGGGCGAGUUGGCAGCUGACCCCAUCGAGCUGAAGAACGGUGACAUCGUGGAGUUUGGCAUCAGUGUUGAUGACAAUGACAAUAUCCGACCGGGACGUAUCACCAUGAAGCCCACGACCGAACAGAACGCCUUGGUGAAGGGGUGCCAGGUUGGAACCACUUUGCUUAUUGAAGACGGCAUCAUGGAGGUUGUGGUCACCGAGAAGCUGAGUGACACCGAACUCAAGGUGCAGAUCACUCGUGGCGGAAAGCUGAAGGCCAGGAAAGGCGUGAAUGUGCCAGACAUCGAGAUCGACUGCGCCGCCCUGACGGUGAAGGAUAUUGAGGAUGCUGAGUUCCUUUUGCAGUUGGACCCUCCGAUCGAGUACAUUUGCGUGUCCUUCGCACAGAAGGCACAGGAUUUGCAGGAGCUGAUUGACAUCAUGGACCGCCUGAAUAUUCCAGCAGAGAAACGACCAAAGAUUUGCCCGAAGAUUGAGAAGCCCCAAGCGCUUACCAACAUUGACGGAAUCAUCGAGAAGUCCCAGUCCCUGAUGGUGGCCCGGGGUGAUCUCGGGGUGGAGCUUGGAUUGAAUCGCGUGCCUUUCGCGCAGAAACUGCUCAUCCGCAAGGCCAAGCAAGCGGGGCUCUUCGUGAUCACGGCCACCCAGAUGGUUGAGAGCAUGAUCGAGGCUCCAGUUCCAACACGUGCAGAAGUUGCGGACCUGUGUAAUGCAGUCUGGGACGGCACGGACGCCGUGAUGUUGUCUGGGGAGGCCGCCAGCGGCAAAUUCCCCUGCGAGGCCGUCAUGGCGGAGGCUGCGGCUGCACGGGAGGCGGAGUCAGUAGAGCAUCGAGUUUUCCCAGCGAUCCCUGCGGUGGUGUGA